Messenger RNA from Salvia splendens (bonfire salvia), 1917 nucleotides. RefSeq lists its product as uncharacterized. The transcript has 2 exons. Lineage: Eukaryota; Viridiplantae; Streptophyta; Magnoliopsida; Lamiales; Lamiaceae. The coding region runs from base 1 to 1917 and encodes 638 amino acids. The record is from RefSeq and is a predicted model, not a curated record.
AUGGUAGAGAAGUUUUUAGAAAAGUUUUAUCCCCCCAGUAAGGCGAUUAAGAGGCAACAUGAGAUCAUUGCCUUUCAGAUGAACCCUGCGGAGAAUAUCAGAGAAGCAUGGGCGAGAUUCAAAGCCUUGAUGAAGCGAUGUCCCAACCAUGGGUUAACCCCGACAGUUCAAGUCAUUACAUUUUUUAAGGGAUGCGUGCCUGAAGCACAACGGGAGUUGAACUUGAGCUCAAGCGGUAAUUUUCUCAAGAAAGGAGUGAAUGAAGCCAUGGAAGUGAUUGAGGAGCUCGCAUCUAAUGACGAAGGAUGGAGCAACGAAAGGAGUAAGGUGCAUAGAGUGGCUUCUACUACAGAUCAUAAUCCUAUGAGUGCCCUAUCCGACAAGUUGGAUGCGUUGACCAUGAAAUUUGAUUGCAUGAUAAUGGGGAAACCUUCUCAAGAGCCCCAAGGAAGUAUGGAGGACGUGAACUAUGUGAAUCAAGGGGGCAACAACAGGUACUACAAUAAUCCACGCCCUAACUUUCAUGGUGGAGGAUAUAAUCAGUACGGGAACACGGGGCAUCCCAAUCUCUCUUAUGAGAACCACAAUAAUGCUCUGCAACCACCCCCAGGGUUCACAGUUACUGAUGGAGUGGUUAAUGAUUCGAAGAAGAUGACCACGGAAGACAUACUCAAGUCUUUCAUGCUACAGUCCAACAAGCUCAUGGAGCAGAACAAUCAAAGGAUGGAGAAAGUUGAGAAAGAUGUGCAAAGUAUAGUCACCCAUCUGAAGUUCGUAGACACACAGCUGAGCCAGAUUGCUCAGGCUGUGAGUAUGAACCACAAGCCUGGGCAGUUCCCAGGCCAGCCAAAUGAGAAUUCGAAAGGAUGUAUGGCCAUCCAUCUGAGGAAUGGCAAGACGUAUGAAGGCCCAUCUCUGUCUGAGACCACGAAGGACGCUAUUCUUGAGCCUAAGCCUGCCGUGGCAGAGAAACUGAAGGGCAAGAUAACUGAACAAAGAGACAUUGGAGGCACUUCUGGAGUGAAGGUGCCCUUACCUGAAGCACUGAAGCAGAAGACAAAGAAGGAUGAGCAGUUUGCUCGAUUCCUAGAUAUAUUCAGGAAGGUGCACGUGAACAUCCCACUGAUUAAGGCACUACAGCAGAUGCCGAAGUAUGGGAAGUUUUUGAAGGAGGCGAUAGCCCAAAAGACCAGUUGGGGGCAGGUAGACACUAUUAAUCUAACUGAAAAUUGCAGUGCUCUGCUGCAAAGGAAACUGCCGGCCAAGCUGAAGGAUCCUGGAAGUUUCACUGUCGACUGCCUCAUUGGGGGCUAUAAGGUGGAGAAUGCUCUUUGCGAUCUAGGCGCGAGCAUUAAUCUAAUGCCACUAUCGGUGUUCAAGCAAAUGAACAUUGGUACUUUGAAGCCCACCUCAGCCACACUACAGAUGGCAGACAGAUCUGUCGUGUAUCCAAAGGGCAUCGUGGAAGACCUACUGAUUAAGGUCGGGGAAUUUAUUUUUCCCAUCGACUUUAUGGUCUUGGACAUGGAAGAAGACAAGGAAGUCCCCCUACUGCUAGGACGUCCCUUCCUUGCCACUGCUGAGGCAAAUAUAAACGUGAAAAAGGGAGAGUUGACAAUCUUCAUGGGAAAAGAAAGUCAAACGUUUUCCCACAAACCGAGAAGCAUGGAUGGAAGAACUGAGGAGUGCAAGGUGGUGCGUCUGAAGCACCAAGUGACUACUGAAGAAGGAGGAUCAAGUGCAGUCAGAAAAGUGAAGCAGAAGGACUUUUAUGAGCUUCACAUGGAGAUGAUGGCUUCCAUUGACUCGGAGCCAAUAACAUGGAUCGAUGCAGACCAUAGUCGCCCUUCACCGGUGCACGCGGUGAUCACUACUGAACCCCCUAGGAUAGGGGGAGCCUAUCCCGAGAGAGCCUGA